UUGCUUAUCUUUUCAGAAAACCAAAUGCAAUGCUUCAGAUGCUUUUCGAAACGACCCAGUGUAGCUUUUAUUACCUGUUAAUUAAUGAUAAAAAGAUCCGUGUCACUGUGCUCUGUUUAGAAGAUACUCUCAAAUUUAAACAUGCAUGAUUUCAAUUUCUAAUCGAUCGGCUUCCUCGGGAUGAUUGAAAUCUUACGUCAGAAACCAUGCAUUUAAUUUCAGAGCUUGCUCUGCACUCUGCAUGAAUCAUUUUUCUUUCAAAAUAGAUAUGCACCUUCAGAAUAAGCGUGAAAACAUUUACUUCUUUAAUUGUGGAAAUCAUCACUUGUUCAUUUUGCCAUUUUUCAAUCGCUUUUAGAAAAAAUAUAUGUGGAUUACAAACCGAAGAGACAGAUGGCUUCAAAGGAAUUUUUUUCUGUUAUUUAGUGCUUAGUUUUUAAAGUGCUUCAUUAUUCAUGAUCGACAUACUGUUUUCUUGUCAUAGACUCUUGGGCCGGUGUAUCUUGACCGCUGGUAUAAAAGAACAGCGCAUGUUCAUCUGGGACAUAUUCCGCACACAAUCAGCUGAUUUUGAAGUGAACGAUGUAUCCAUACUUCAUCCCAUUCAUUUACACGUAUACCUACGUUACGAUGUUAGCUUUCAGUACUGUGAUACCACGAACAGGUAAUACCACUGACAUCGACGGACAGUACAAUAGUACUAACGUGUACUCAGAACAAGUACUUAGUAUUCUGGAGCAAAAUAAUGGUAUUCUUGACAACCCAGAUGAGCCCAAUAGUACUGAAAAUCAGUGUCAAUUAUGUCAUAUCCGAGAAAGUCAAAAACGUCUCAGAAAGGAAUCAAUUAAAAAUAAAUUAAUGCACGCCUUGCGAUUGGAUGUAUUUGGAUUACCAAACGUUACACGGAGACACUUCCCGAGGGUCCCCUCUUAUGAGAGAAUACGAGAACAAUACAACAGAGAAAUUGAUUUAGAAGAAAUGCGAAUGCAACGUGAUCAGCCAUAUUCGUAUGAGGAGCGAGUUGUAGAAGAAGAAGAAGAAUUCGGCAGACCGGAAAGAACAUUUAUUAUGUCCGAAAACCCGCCAACCUCUCUUGGAAUAGAGGUACCAAAUGCAGUGUAUUUUAAUAUACCCAGAAUGGAGAACAGAGAUGUUAAGCGUGCGAUCCUCUGGGUUUAUAUAGCACCACGCAGUCAAUUCCACUUACCAAAGAACGUGUCAGAAAUAUUUCUCUAUAAGUUGGUUCCCCCUGGGAAACGUGGUGGACCACCAGUCAAAAGGUUUCUGAAAAAGAGGAAAAGGGCCAUUUCUAAUGUAAUUGGUUGGCAUCAUUUUGAUAUCACUGAUCUUGCGCGUAGAUGGGCAUCAAAUCCUGCCACAAACCUUGGAAUCGUGGUGGAGGCCCUAGAUGGAAACGAUGAAAAUUUAAUCGUGUUACCCACGGGAUCUGCAAAUAAUGCUGGAUUUGAACCAAGUCUUGACUUCAAAACAACGACCGCUGUUCAAAAUCAUCGAAGAAAGAGGUCUACCGUCUUAAACUGCAACGAAGAGAACCAGUUUGACACGUGCUGUCGGUAUCCAUUGACGGUCGAUUUUGUGGAGUUUGGCUGGGAUUUUGUUAUCGCUCCUCAGCGAUAUGACGCCUAUUACUGUGCCGGGGAAUGUCGUCACGAGGGGCUGAGCCAAUCCGGUCAUUCUGCUGUCGUUCAACACAUUCCGGAUUCCAGGAUCAUUGGCUCCAAUCCCGGACCCUGCUGUACGCCUGUCCGGAUGGCAACUCUCAAAAUGCUUUACUUUGACCAUAAUUCGAGAAUUCAGUUGACGACACUGCCUAGAAUGAAAGUCAUGCGCUGUGGAUGCGCAUAAUGAAACAAAGCAAUGUAUUCGCGAUGGAAAACACAUAUUUUUGAAUGAUUGGUGUAAGGUGUAAUAUAUAUGCGCUUUCAUGGGAACGGUCAAUGCGUCCGCUUUGCUUUCCUUCUUCCAUUUGGGCGUUUGUCGAAUAGGGUAUUUGUCUGAGGAAUAUUUAUGAACAGAAAUCCCACGAAUGAUCUCCAUUUAUUGUUGUUAGCAUUUGUUAUUUUAUGGUAGGCUUUUGACUGUUAAAAAUGCGUAUAUGACGUGUUCUUUUCUUGUUUGUAUAUUUGAAUGGAUUGAUAUUUAUUAUACCCCACGUAACGAAGUUGCGAUGGGUAUAAUGUUUUUGACCCGUCCGCCAGUCUGUCAGUCCCUUUUUUGUCAGCGCAACACCUCUGAAACCGCUCAACAGAAUUUCGUGAAACUUUGUAGUUAAUAAGGACACACAGUGUAGAUGUGCAUAUUCCCAGGAAAUUCUGCUUCAAUAAUUUUUCUGGGAGUUAAGCCCUUUUUGAACUUAGAAUUUCAAGCCCGUCUCUCCUUUUCUUGUCAUCGCAACUCCUCCGCGACCGCUCAACAGAAUUUUGUGAAACUUUGUAGUUAAUAAGGACACACUAUUUAAAUGUCCAUAUUCUCAGAAACUUCUGAUUUAUUAAUUUUUCUUGGAGUUAUGCCCCUAUUGCAUUUAGAAUUUUGAGUCCGUCUGUCUUAUUCUUGCAGUAAUUCAUAACAUUACCAUUCAUUAUGUGAGGCAUUGUGAAGCAAUGUUGGAGCGUGGGCUAUGUGAGCUUGCUCACCUCUGCUUUCUUUCAUCUUUAUAGUUAUUGUGCACUUAUAUUCGAUAAAUGUUUAGAAUUGAUUUAUAAAAUGUUAAUGUGAAAAUAACUUUUCAUUCCCGUCAUCAUGGAAUAGGUUAAUUUUGGGAUUCAUACGCGAUGCCAACAUGAUUCACUUUUUCUUCAUCGCUUUCUUUCAAGUGGAGGCAGGUUGCGCCAAUGUUGAAUUAAGCUUAAUGUCAAUCACUUUCACACAUGCAUGAGUUCGUAUCACUUACAUUGACAUGUCAAUUUCUAUUGACGCGUGUAAUUCUAUUUUCGUAUCUUGCAUUCCAGAGUAAUGUAAUCAACAUCGUUUUAACAGAUGGUUAUCAGUUUGACAAAUUGACAUUUCUUAUGUUGAUGCUAUUCACAUGAAGCGAAAUCAACUGUGAUAUCCUGAAAUAAAUGGCUUUUGUUUUGAA
Molecule: messenger RNA, 3097 nt
Organism: Ostrea edulis (European flat oyster)
Lineage: Eukaryota; Metazoa; Mollusca; Bivalvia; Ostreida; Ostreidae
Product: growth/differentiation factor 8-like
Exons: 3
Coding region: 583-1866 (427 amino acids)
Biological process (GO): SMAD protein signal transduction
Cellular component (GO): extracellular region
Molecular function (GO): growth factor activity; cytokine activity
Source: RefSeq, a predicted model, not a curated record